Messenger RNA from Poecile atricapillus (Black-capped chickadee), 564 nucleotides. RefSeq names its product pro-MCH-like. The coding region runs from base 1 to 504 and encodes 167 amino acids. The transcript is spliced from 3 exons. The record is from RefSeq and is a predicted model, not a curated record. Gene Ontology annotation, molecular function: melanin-concentrating hormone activity; type 1 melanin-concentrating hormone receptor binding. Gene Ontology annotation, biological process: chemical synaptic transmission; behavior. NCBI's taxonomy places the organism in Eukaryota, Metazoa, Chordata, Aves, Passeriformes, Paridae.
AUGUGCAUCUCAUCUUAUAUCCUAAUGCUCUCCUUUCUCUCUCUCUUUUCUCAAGGUUUUCUAUUUUCAGUUUCAAAAUCUCUGCAAGAGAUAGAAGACGAAGAUAUGUUGCUAGCUACAUUAAAUCUAGGGAAAACUCUACAAAACGGAGACAAACCUAUGAAGAGGGGAGCUAUACCUUUGCUGAAGUACUACAAGACUGAAGAAAGCAGUGCUUUCAAUGAUAAGACUGCUGGAAACAUGAAGUUUUCGGACAGAGGUUCCAGACAUGAUUUCUUCAAUCAUGUUACGCCAAUCAACUUACGCAGAAAUCAACUACCUUAUCCUGCACUGAAGGGAACCAUGGCUUUUCCAGUUGACACUGAAAUUCCAAAUAUUGAGUCAAUACAGGAAAGAGAGACCACAGAGGAAGAAAAUUCAGCUAAAUUUCCUAUAGGAAGAAGAGAUUUUGACAUCCUCAGGUGUAUGCUGGGAAGAGUCUAUCGACCUUGUUGGCAAGUGUGAAAACUACUCAUCUCUCACCAUCUCUGAAGAUUAAACAUUUCAUUCUGAAUUUAAUGUAAU